This is a messenger RNA of Parnassius apollo (apollo), 222 nucleotides long. NCBI's taxonomy places the organism in Eukaryota, Metazoa, Arthropoda, Insecta, Lepidoptera, Papilionidae. The record is from the annotation of a GenBank genome assembly.
AUGGACGACUUCCGUGCAGGUCCGGUCAAUGAAGCUUGUUGUGGCACUAGUACCCCCAACGGCAGCAUUAACGUCAGUCCCAUCGAUCAAGCAUAUUAUAGCAUUACUACCAUCAACGACAACAUUGGUGAUGACAGAAAUGACAACAAUCUUAAAGAAAACUGCACCGAUUGUGGUAGCAGCAGUUCACCUUCAGGAACUGAAUUUGAUUUGGAUAAUUAG